AUGAACCUCCAGGAUAAGUCCCUUCUUAGGGGGGUAGAACUCAUCCAAGGCGGUAGAGAAACAUCUCUAUGUCCUGGUCAAUUCUUCGAAGUAACAGACCCCGCUACAUCAAGACCAAUUGCACUAGUCCCAGAUCUAGAUGCCGAACAAUGUAUCGAAGCUGUUACAACUGCUGUAAAAGCGGCAGAAGAGGUGAAGAAACUAACUGCCAAAGCAAGGUCAGAGAUGUUGCAAAAGUGGUGUACAUUAACCAGGGAGGCAGAGGAGGAUCUCAGUCGCAUCAUCACCGCAGAGAAUGGCAAACCACUUGUGGAAGCCAAAGCGGAAAUCGCCUACGCAUCAGAAUUCAUACACUGGUUUUCAGGCGAGGCCCAGCGUCUGGAUGGAUCAAAGGUGACUGCAUCUUCCGUGUCCAGUCACCGCGUCAUUACCUUGAAGCAACCAGUCGGAGUCGUGGGAAUUGUAACGCCAUGGAAUUUUCCCGCAGCAAUGGUCACUAGGAAAGUUGCAGCUGCAAUUGCUGCAGGAUGUACCUGCGUGCUCAAGCCGGCCGAAGAAACACCGAUGACAGCUCUGGCGAUGGCCGAGCUGGCUAAUCGAGCCGGCCUCCCAGCAGGAGCUUUCAGUGUGGUAACCACCGCCACCCAUAGAGUGGAGGUAGGGAAAGUCCUGACACAGCACCCUGACAUCCGAAAAUUCUCCUUCACUGGCUCCACGGCUGUUGGGAAGUUGCUUGCUGCCCAGUGCGCCACAACUGUCAAGCGGGUUAGUCUUGAGCUAGGGGGAAAUGCGGCAUUUGUCAUCUUUGACGAUGCCAACCUGGAGAAGGCUGUCGAGGGCAUUAUGCAGAGUAAAUUUCGCCUAUCUGGCCAGACCUGCGUUUGUGCCAAUCGAGUAUAUAUCCAGUCUGGGAUUCAUGAUCGUCUUGUCCAAGCAUUGGUUCAAAGAGUGAAGUGCUUCCAACUAGGCCCAGGAGACGAUCCCAACACCACGCUGGGACCAUUGAUUAAUAGUAGGGCCGCUGACAAAGUAGCCGUCCACGUUGAAGAUGCACGCGCUAGAGGGGCACAAAUUCUUUUCGGAGGUCAGAGGGCAGAAGGAUUAGGGAGGGCAUUUUUCGAACCCACAGUUGCCAUAAACGUUCAUCCAGACUCAUUAUGUGCACAAGAAGAGACUUUUGGACCUCUGGUGCCAAUCAUUAAGUUUGAUUCAGAAGAGGAUGCAAUCCAGAUGACCAAUUCCUCCUCUGUGGGUCUGUCAGGGUAUCUCUUCACAGAAAGUCUUUCUCGGGCAUGGCGGGUGGCAGAGGCCAUGGAGGUCGGCAUGGUCGGCGUUAAUACUGGACGGAUCAGCGAUGUGGCAGUUCCCUUCGGGGGUGUUAAGGAAAGUGGUCUAGGGCGUGAGGGAGCAUCUGUUGGAGUGAAUGAAUAUCUCGAGAUCAAGAGUGUCACCUUGGAUAUUGGCUCUUAA
Aspergillus tanneri is the source of this 1470-nucleotide messenger RNA. It is a transcript of the gene ALDH5A1, whose product is annotated as NAD-dependent succinate-semialdehyde dehydrogenase. The coding region runs from base 1 to 1470 and encodes 489 amino acids. Gene Ontology annotation, molecular function: succinate-semialdehyde dehydrogenase (NAD+) activity. The record is from RefSeq and is a predicted model, not a curated record. The transcript has 5 exons. NCBI's taxonomy places the organism in Eukaryota, Fungi, Ascomycota, Eurotiomycetes, Eurotiales, Aspergillaceae.